This is a messenger RNA of Python bivittatus (Burmese python), 576 nucleotides long. NCBI's taxonomy places the organism in Eukaryota, Metazoa, Chordata, Lepidosauria, Squamata, Pythonidae. The record is from RefSeq and is a predicted model, not a curated record.
AUGUUCUCGCUGCCCAUGGGCAGCAAAGCUUUCUCUCCUCCACCCAGCGGGAAGGAAUCAAACGGCUGGGAGGAGCUUCCUUCCCAUAGCAACGGUGGUCUCAUCGCUCCAUCAUCCUUGGCCAUGCUGGCUGGGGAUACGGGGAGCCACAGUCCAACACUGCCGGAGGAGGAGGAGGAGAGCCCCGGGGGAGCCCAAGAGCCCCUUUCCAGCGGCAGUCAGCAGAACUGCAGCGAAACUGCUCUGAAGACUUUUCUGCCCAAAAGUCACCUGGCUCAGGUGAUUAUCCGGGACAAUGUUAGUGUCCAGCGGGUCCAGGAUGUGAAGGUAAGGCACAUUGAAGAAAGCAAAAGAAAGGUUGAGAAUCUGUUUGACCAGAUGAAAAAGAGAUUUAUCCACGACCAGCAGAAAAAGACGUUCCGGUGGAAGAAGGAAUACAGCCAUUACCAGAGGAUGUUGGAAGAGAUCGACAAGCAGAACCUGACGCGACAACUCGGGUCAUCUUUGAAGUUGCUGGAGUCUCAGAAAUCCUCUAUGACAGGCAGAUUUCCUAAGCCCGACCGAGUCAGAUAACUG